AGACCUUCACCUCCAGAGAUGUUUUUAACGGAAUGUUGGGGGACCUGCCCUUGUUGCUAGUCGUGAGCUCGGGGUUCUCUCCCGCCCCCAGCAAACCGGGUAUCAACCAUCUGGAACAGUUUGAGACUGGGCAGGUAGUGUUCGCCUUCCAGAGGGCUUUUCACAGGAGAGUACUACUACACGACUCUCAUGACAGAACCCUCAGUCUACCACUGCUGUCUUCAAUUCUUUUUAGAGUCAAAGAUCCUGUAAACAAAGGCGAGGGGAAGGUGACGACUCUUGACGAUGUCGUGAAGACGAUGACCCUUCCCGUGAGGCUGAGCUUCUACCAGCAAGAGCACCUUGUGUUCACUGUGGGUCGCGAUCACAGGACACACGAGUACUUCGGAGACCUGACACUCGUGUCGGUGUACCUGGAGCCCUUCAUCGGCUGCUUGUUAAUUCAAAAUGAUGAUGGAAAGGUGACGAACAAAAUUGUGGCCCUGCCCUGUCGAUUUCGGAGACUGGGGAUAUCCCUGGUGGAGGGACUCGAAGGAGGAAGCGAGGGUCAAGAUACGCUGAAGGAACUCAUCACCUCUUAUGUCCAAGCUACUAAAGGUGUCUCUCCUCGACAGGAUCCAUUUAUGAAAGAACUUGCUUUAAUCAGCAAGAAAAUCAAGAUUAAGAAGGAAACGGACAUUCCUGAUUAUAUAGAUGAGGACACCUUCAUCGACAUCGUGAUGAAAAGACCACGACAACGACAAGGCGACGGACCGCUGAACUCCCCGCUGAAGACGAAAGAAGAUGAGGAUCAGGACCCGCAGUACGAGACCCUGUGGCCCCAUGACAGAGACAGUCACGUGUACGUUCUCCCUCCGUCUGACGUUGAUGACAAAAAUAGAAUUCUCACAAAGGAAAACCUGGAGGGGGAUUCUCAAACUGUACAGUAUGUCGCAAAAUCCCAGGAGCCUGUUUCGAUUUCAUCAAAUGAUGGCGUUACAGCUGUCUUGUUAAAGCCCUCGGUAGAAGCGUCAAAUGAUGGCGUCACAGCUGUCCUGUCAAAACCCUCGGUAGAGGCGUCAAAUGAUGGCGUCACAGCUGUCCUGUCAAAGCCCUCGGCAGAGGUGCUUCCCCCUGUUCCGCAUCACCCACAGGUGGCGCCCUCUUCAAGGGAUGCUACCCCAACAUCCUCGAAGGCGCCUGCACUGCCACCUGUUUCUCACCGAGUACCUCUGAGGUCUACAAGCACUGGAGCAUUAAGAGAAAGCACUCACACCUUCAUGCAAUCCUCAGCCUACAGCAAUCCCAACCUUUCCCAAGCGAUGGCGAAGUCCGACAGACCGGUCCGCAGUCAUCCAAGCCGCUUCGACAUCGGACAGUUAUCCGUGGACGAUGUUUGUCGACGUCUGAAGGAGCUGGGUUUAGAGAAACACUGUAAAAAGUUUAAGAAAUCUCUCAUCGAUGGAAAACUGUUAAAACGAAUAAGUCGGAAAGCUCUGGAGGAGGAGUUUAGACUGAGUGAAGUAGAGAUCGUCAAGCUGAGCACGUUCAUUGACGAGGGACACAUCCCUAAAUAAACAUUACUCUUUCAACUGGUUGUCAGAUCAGACACUCCUUGACUACAAAACAGAAACUUCUGUGUCUAUACACAGCUCCUUUCCCGUCACCGUAGGCGGGUGUAAAUCUCUUCACAUGCAAACACGGGUACCCACACAGCCAGGGACACUAGAGAAAGACUGCCAAGGCAGCUCGGGUGGAGCAGCGCUGACAGACCAUUUGUGUUUUGUAUGGAAGCCUGAGUCAAACAACUUUUGGCUUCUUUGUUUUUUGGGUUUUUCUUUUUUUUUUUUUUUUUUUUUUUUUUUAAACAUACAAGCAGUACCAUAAAAUCCUUUAAUAUAAAGGACAUUAUUCAGUGAUUCUUAUAUAUAAAUAAAACUUGGGAGUGGUUUCCCUUCUCCUAACAAACUUGCGGCGGCCACCUUUCCGUAUUUUUGUUUUUUGCUUGGAUUUGUUGUACAUGUAUUGCCUAUUAUACCGACCUGUAUUUUUUAUGACACCAUCGGCAUCAUACUGGACUUUAUUUUCAUGUGUCCUUCUGUUUUUUCUUUUCCUCGCCGUUAGUCUUCUCUGGCUAACUCCAUGUUUCUUCAUUUGUACAAGUCGUUCGGUAGACUUUCCAUCAGUGCCAAUCACGUGCUUCAGCAUUUUAUUGCAAUUUCUAUUUUUUGAUAAUGUGGACAUUUUUUGACGAUUUGUUCUGAUUUGCUCUAGUCCAAUGAC
This is a messenger RNA of Pomacea canaliculata, 2262 nucleotides long. RefSeq lists its product as uncharacterized. The record is from RefSeq and is a predicted model, not a curated record. Gene Ontology annotation, molecular function: protein binding. The transcript is spliced from 5 exons. Bases 33 to 1556 code for a protein of 507 amino acids. Lineage: Eukaryota; Metazoa; Mollusca; Gastropoda; Architaenioglossa; Ampullariidae.